ACUCUCUCUUUAAUUUUUGUUUGGUGGUUGUAAAGAGGUGAAAAUUCUCCAACUCCAAUUCACCCCCCUUUUGGAGUGCAUUGAGUCAACAAUUGGUAUUAGAGCAAGGGCUCCAAUUUGAAGGUUUAACCACCUAGGAGUUGAUCGGGGAUGGCUCAAUUUCUAUCUUCUCAACCACUUGAAGGUUUGUCUACCACUAGACCUCCUUUCUUUGAUGGGACUAACUAUAAUUAUUGGAAGAAUAGGGUGAAGGUCUUCAUGCUUGCAAAUGUGCCCACGGCAUGGAUUGUGACUAUAAAAGGUCCAUAUGUACCUAUGAAAGUUGUUGGAGAAAGAGAGGUGCCAAAGGAAGAACUUGAAUGGAAUGAUGAAGACUUGGGGAAGAUCAUGAUCAACAACAAAGCAAUCAACAACAAAGCAAUCAACAUGCUUCAAUGUGCUCUCAAUCCAACGAAAUUCCAUAGAGUAUCCGGAUGUGAUAUGGCCAAGGAGAUGUGGGACAUGCUAGAAGUCACUCAUGAAGGAACAAGCCAAGAUCUCAACACUCUCAAGCUUGAAGAUCUCAUUGGUAAAUUGAUGACAUAUGAGAUAGAAGUGCAAGGUGAUGAUGGAGUUGAAAUAGUUGAGAAGAAGAAGAAGGAUGUUGCGUUCAAGGUUGGAAACCAAAAGGAAAAGAGUGAAGAUGAUGCUAGUGAUGGUGAAAACAUCUCCACCUUGAUCUUUAGAGAAGUGAGGAUAUUCAUGAAGAAGAACAUCAAGAGCAAGCUUGCAAAAAGAGAUGAAGGAGAGUCUACCAAAAUGAGUGUGAAAUGCUAUGAGUGCAACAAGAUGGGGCACUAUAGAAAUGAAUGUCCCAAAUUGAAGAAAGGCAAAAAGAGCAUGAAGAAGAAAGCUUUUGAUGCCACUUAGAGCGAUGAUGAAACUAGCUCGACGAAAAGUGAAAGCUCCUUGGAGAAAGGUGUUGCAAAUCUUUGCUUCAUGGCUCAAAAGGAUAGCAACAAUGAUGAGGAGGUAAACUCUAACUUUUCUAGUUCAAUUAAUGAAAGUUCAUUUGAGUA
Molecule: messenger RNA, 1058 nt
Organism: Rubroshorea leprosula
Lineage: Eukaryota; Viridiplantae; Streptophyta; Magnoliopsida; Malvales; Dipterocarpaceae
Source: the annotation of a GenBank genome assembly